AUGGUCUCGUUCAGCUCGUCGCCGCAGUUCGAGGCCAAGGCGCCGUCUGCCUCGUUCUGGCGGCAAGUCCAUCAUUAUCGCCCGCGAGUACACAAGGCCAAGAUUACCUUCGUCGCCAUUGCCUUUCUUCUCUGCCUCUGGAUGAUUUCAUCGUCCUCGAAGGUGAGUGCUAACCUUCCAGCCUGGAUGCACAAGGCCAUAGCUCCAAUUGCUUGGCCGAUGUCGCUCUGGUCAACUGCCGCAAGCGCCAGCGCUAACGCACGCCAUGUCCAGCAGCCUGAGCCGGACUUCUGGACAAAAUUUCCCUCGCAACACCCAUUCACUGAGCACCCCGAAGAUGCGCAUGUUUUUCUUCCUCGACGAGUCGACGUCGGACCCAACGAUACUCUCCCCCAUGAUUUAGAAAAGACCAAUCCGCACCUGCACCUGCUGGUGCCCGCCACCAAGGGUUCUCGUGGUACUUGCCGAACCCUGGUCUCGUCCAUGAUUCUGGGAUAUCCGCCUGCGACAGUUGUUGGCUAUGGCCAUGAAAAGCCCGGCGCAACGGAAUUCGAGCGCAUGGUGCAGCGCAUCACACGCGUGCGCAAUUACCUCCGGGAUAGCAAGACGGUCAAGCCUCACGACUUUGUGCUAGUCGUGGAUUCUCUGGAUACCUUCUUCCAACUACCCCCGCAGGUUCUCGUUCAGCGGUUCCAGGAGAUUCUGCGCGAGAACAAUAGGAAGCUCCAGAAGAAGUACGGCGAUGUGGAGCUGCCCCCGUUGAAGCCAGGUGCUUCGCCAGAGGUAAUCCAAAAGUACUCACAGCGGGUUCUUUUCGGGGCAAGCAAGAUAUGUCCCAGUGAAAUGAAGGAUGAUCCCGGCUGUGUGUCAGUCCCGCAGUCCUCUCUGCCUCCCGAUGUGUAUGGAUGGUUCACAGACGAAGCGCGCGAUGGACACAAGAACCGUCCCCGCUGGUUGAACCCUGGUGCCGUGAUUGGCCAGGCUGCUGAUCUGAAGAUCAUCUACGACGAGGUCCUGCGCUUGGUCGAGCAACGCCACAAGAAGUACGGCGAUUACCUGGCCUUGACCCAAAUGUAUGGUCGACAGGAGGUCGUGCGAGAGCUUGAGCGUCGCCGUACUGCUAAUAGUGCCCAGGAGUGGCUCUACUCACUGAUUGGAAUCUCCGAUGCGAGCAAUCUGACCGGUAUCAGCGUGAAAUUGGAAACGGGCCACCGCUACGAAUACGGCAUAGGUGUCGACUACAAGUCGGAACUAUUCUUCAACCAGAUAAUGGCUCGCAACGACGUCGGUUGGCUUAAGUUUGAUAAUGUCACUAGGUCAGCUGCGUUCCAGGCCUCGUUCGGUGUCCCUCGCGAGACUCGCAUGCUUCUUCCGCCGGACAUUGAGUCCCUCCCCAACCCGUUCAACACUAGUCGCCUGGCUAAGCACCAAACGUCAAUUCCGACAUGGAACUUGACCCUCGAUAAGCUGCCCAGCCCACAUGACCACGGAUGGGGCAAUUUGCCUCUCCUGACCAAUGCGCACUCUGCUUCGGUCCCUGUCCUCGCUCAUAUGAAUGGCGAUUCGAAGCUGCGCAACACAUGGUGGGAAAAGAUGUGGUUUUUCCCCUGGGCCCGUGCAUUACUCCGGAAAUACGUUCGCGACUCGCAGGGCUUCGAGGCAGCACAGUCUGCCCUCCUGGGAGGACAGGAGUGGUGGGAUAUGCGCGGUGGCCGGGGCGGACUCUGGACCGACGACGCGAACUGGAUUACCCUAUCUGAGAUCUGCGAGGGCCAAGAACGUGAUCUCUUCGAUGAUGAUUUGGGCCCGUGGUCGAAGGAGAAUGGGGAUCCGGACGAGCCCGUCUACAACCAGUUCGGCAAACUGACUCACGGCAAAGGUCAAGAGAACGAGGAAGAUCAGUUCGGCUGGAACAAUUUCAAUUUCUGGUGA
Penicillium argentinense is the source of this 1932-nucleotide messenger RNA. Its product is annotated as glycosyltransferase domain-containing protein. The transcript has a single exon. The record is from RefSeq and is a predicted model, not a curated record. Lineage: Eukaryota; Fungi; Ascomycota; Eurotiomycetes; Eurotiales; Aspergillaceae. The coding region runs from base 1 to 1932 and encodes 643 amino acids.